CACCUAACCUACUAUUAAACCAUCAUGUCUGAACAGCUGACUUUUUACUUUAACAAGUUCUCGCACUAUAGCCACAAGGUCGAGCUGGCUCUUAUCGAAGCCAAUGCACCCUACAAGGCCCACCAAGUCGAUUUCUUCAACUUACCAGAGUGGUUCCUCAAAGUGAAUCCCGUUGGCCAGGUGCCGGCUGUGGCAUACGGGGGACCCAGUGUCGAACCCGAUGAUCCUUCGCCCCUGUCCGCUAAAAUCGCAGAAUCCGAUGUUAUACUCGAGUUCUUGGCGGACCUCUAUCCAGACUCUGGCCUCUUGCCAAAGGAUCCUGUUUUGCGUGCCAAAGUCCGUUUCUUCAUCAAUGCGAAUGCUAAGCACAUCGAGGAUCCGCUGUACGCCUUCAUCAGAAAAAACGAGCCAUAUGAGAAUGUCUUGAAGGGGAUUGAAUUUAUACAAGGCCUUCUCGAGGAGGGUAGUGAUUUCACAGUUGGAGAUCAUUACACCAUUGCAGAUGCGUGCAUCACUCCACACCUCGCAAGGCUCAAGACCAUCACCGAACAUGACAUAGGGAAUUUCCCUGUCGGGAUGGGGUAUAAGCUAGGCGAGGAGUUAAAGGCGCCCAAGUUCGCCAAAUUCAUGAAAUAUAUUCAGCGAACACUGGAGCGUCCGAGCUUGAAGCAAACCUAUGAUGAGGAGUUUGUUAUCACAUUAUUCAAGGCGUUUUUCCCUGCGCGCGCACAGUGAACAUAUACAUGAUGACAGAUACCAGUUUUGCAUGACAAAACUUCCUAGCUGUCAGAAUUUGCAGUAUAUCCAAGCGAGUAAU
Messenger RNA from Suillus clintonianus, 817 nucleotides. RefSeq names its product thioredoxin-like protein. NCBI's taxonomy places the organism in Eukaryota, Fungi, Basidiomycota, Agaricomycetes, Boletales, Suillaceae. Bases 25 to 735 code for a protein of 236 amino acids. The transcript is spliced from 6 exons. Gene Ontology annotation, cellular component: cytoplasm. The record is from RefSeq and is a predicted model, not a curated record.